Molecule: messenger RNA, 970 nt
Organism: Diuraphis noxia (Russian wheat aphid)
Lineage: Eukaryota; Metazoa; Arthropoda; Insecta; Hemiptera; Aphididae
Gene: Pino
Product: protein pinocchio
Source: RefSeq, a predicted model, not a curated record
AAUACAAGUUAUGCAAAUGAUAUAAAAAUAAUAUUAUACAUUUUUUUUUUUUUUUGGAGUAUCUACCAUCAUACAUUAUUUGAAUAAGAGCAAAAUUUAUUAAAACCCGGUCCUACCGCUCCGUGUCGGACCAGGCCACUCUGGUUCUGGCCUGCAUGCCACCCACCGAUCUGCUCGGAUUGGAAAGACGCAGUAUCAGGUCCCGACUAGGCGCCGUUUUGCAGGAACCCGGCGAACAACGACCUUCCAAAGCAACCGCAAAAAGCGAGGCGAGAAACGCUACGAUCGGUGCCUGGCAGGCUAGAUGGCAAGCAACCUCAAAAGCUGCAUGGACGGGCUGCGUCGUCCCUGACUUGGGGAGAUGGCUGGGAAGGACCGUCCCGUGGGUGCCUCUGACGUUCCACAUGGCACAGGCACUCACGGGCCAUGGUUGUUUCCAGUGGUACCUCCAUCGUAUGGGCAUGGCCACCAGUCCACGUUGCUGGCAGUGUGCAGACGACUCGGACACCGCCGAACACACGUUAUUCCAGUGCGUCUACUGGGAAGGAUUUCGGGAAGCUCUAACCUCCCGGCUAGGUCAUCGUCCGAACACCAUCGACGUGUCCGACAUAAUCUACGGUCCAGUGUUCGAGACUCUGCCGCUGGAUCCAAUCGAUAAGCAAGCGGUUCUUAUAGAAGCCGAGGAAGUUUUUAAACUUUUUUAUCGCAUGGUGGAAAACAUCCUUACUACGAAGGAGGAUGAGGAACGGCGUCGUCAGGCCGCAGAAAGACCUCCGAAUUCACCGAACUAAUUAAUAAUUACGCAUAUCUAUAGUUAAGUUUCUAAAAAAUGUAGCCGAAGGCAAGUUCUCGAUAUUAUUGUAUAACAUCCUAUUGUAAUAGCUAGCGAACGGGAGACUGGCCCGUCGCAGCUACUUAAAUGUGUAAUUGGUUAUUUUUAUCAAUAAACGAUGGGGGCCGGAAGAGAAGU